CGAAGAAGUUCUGCAGGUCCGCAGCUUUCCGUCGACGAUGUUUUCCAAAUUGUUUAGGAAUUUACAUUAGGACGUUAUUUUAUUAUUUUUCUAUUUAAAUAAUAAGAGUAAAAUAUUAAUUUAAUUUUACGUAAUUUGGGAUAUGGACGAGUUUUCUAUUUCUUUUUAUUAACGGUAAUGGAAUUGGACUAAAAAAUAAAAAUCGUUACUGCUGUCAGUCGCAGUAAAAAUAACUUUAGGUUAUGCUUAUUCCUGUGACUUUCGUUUGUGAUAAGAGACACAAAUAUGGAACCAGACAUCUUUGCACUAGUUUUGGAUACACUCAAUAGAGCUACCAGCCAGAAUACAGAUAUACUUAAACCAGCUGAGAAGAAGUUAGAAGAAUGGGAGAUUGAACCUGGCUUCUAUUCUGUUCUCCUGAAUGUGCUAUCAAACCAUUCAGUAGAUGUACAUGUCCGUUGGUUAGCUGUUAUGUGUUUUAAGAAUGGUGUAGACAGAUAUUGGCGUCGCAAUGCACCACAUGCUAUAUCAGAUGAAGAAAAGAUUAAGUUAAGACAGGGGCUCCUCAAUUCAAAUGUUUUGAAUGAGCCUGUUGCCCAAAUAGCAACUCAAGAAGCAGUGCUUAUUGCCAAAAUUGCAAGGUUCGACUGCCCAGAAAAUUGGCCAAAUUUAAUACCGGAUUUGAUAGGGGCACUAAAGGCACCACAGUCCUUAGUACAACAUAGGUCAUUGUUGAUAUUCCACCAUGUUGUUAAGGCCCUAGCUUCUAAGCGACUUCUUGUUAGUAAGAAGAAAUUUCAGGAGCUUACAAGCACAGUCUAUGGUUUUAUAUUAAAUCUAUGGCAUGAGAAUACAGAAAUAUUUCUUCGGCACAUACAAGAAGGGGUGGCCACAGAGGUGAUAACAGAACAUUUAGAGAAGGCAUUAUUAUGUUUGCGAGUGCUAAGAAAACUUACAGUAUUUGGAUUUAAAAAAGCACAUGACAGCCAAGAUGCUAUUGCCUUUUUGAAUGUUGUAUUUGAUAGAGCUAAGACCAGUUUAGAGUGUAGGAAACUUCUAAAGGGAAGAGGUAUUUACCUCUUGGAAUUGUGCGAAAAGUUUAUUAUACACUUGACAAAAGUCGCCCUGGGCGUGCUAUCCUUCCACCCGUUCUCCUAUGUGCAACUUAUACGACCCUCGUUGGAGUUCGCCCUCUACUACUGCUUUACUGAGCAGGGCAUGUCGCUCGCGUAUGAGAGAUUUACAAUACAAUGUUUGAAUAUUGUUAAGGGAAUACUUCAGUGUUUGGAGUUCAAGCUUCCGAAGGGGGAUCAAGCGACGGCUACUAUAACACUCCACGCCCACCAAAUAAAAUCAGAAGUCCUAAACGAGAACACUGUAUGUCAUAUGUGUAGACACCUGGUUACCCAUUACUUCCUACUUAGUUCUGAUGACCUGGCACUUUGGGAUGCCGAACCUGAAAGCUUCGCUACCGACGAGGCAGGAGAGUCUUGGAAAUACAGUUUGAGACCAUGUACUGAAGCAGUAUUCAUGGAACUCUUCCAUGAGUAUCGUUCAAUACUGGCCCCGGAACUUGUGAGAUUGCUGGCGUCAUCACAGGAAACCGCUGUCUCCUCGGAAGACUUACCCAACAUAUUGAAGAAAGAUGCCAUAUACAAUGCUGUUGGGCUUGCUGCGUUUGAUUUGUAUGACGAUGUUGACUUUGACGAAUGGUUCACCAAUGUUCUUAGCCGAGAACUGAAAAUUCAAGAUAAUAAUUAUAGGAUAAUUAGAAGAAGAGUGUGUCAAUUGAUCGGUCAAUGGUGCGGAGUACGCGCAUCGCAGUCUCUGCGACCAGCGAUGUACGAAGCGCUACUAGAACCCCUCACCCGGUCAGAUGAAGACCCGGCGGUUAAACUAGCUGCCGCGGAAGCCCUGCGGAGUACGAUUGAUGAUUUCAACUUCCAAGUGGAACAGUUCGCGCCAUACGCUCCUCAUGCACUAGCUGCGCUUUAUGAUCUCCUGGUGGAGUCCGAAGAGUGCGACACAAAAAUGCACGUCCUACACGUAAUAUCGUACGUGAUGGAGCGGUGCGGCGCGAUGGUCAGUCGCGAACGGGGAGUUGUAGCGCUAUUUUCGUAUUUGCCGCAGUUAUGGCAACACGCGGCCUCACAUCAUAUGCUUAAAGCGGCUGCGUUGGCCGCUGUUGUGCACCUUGUGAAGGCGGUAGGGGAGUGCGCAGAUAGCAUUCGGCCGUGGAUCCUAUGUGUCGUCAACGAAUCCACGAGGCUCAACGAGCCAGCACACGUUUAUUUGUUGGAAGAUGCACUGGAGUUAUGGCUAGCUGUAUUGGAAGCCACGGAAACUCCGGAUCCCCAGUUAUUGGACUUAGCGAAGAAUCUCUAUCCUAUAAUUGAAACGUCAUCGGAACACCUCCGUAUAGUUGUGUACAUAAUGCAAGCGUAUGCAUUACUAUGUCCCGAGGAAUUUUUCUCAUGCGAAGGAGGGAAAUGUAUGGCCUUAUUGGACGAUAUGUUGAGCGAUAUGCGGACGGAGGGUGUGAUCGCUGCGCUCAAAAUGGCGGAGAUAUGCGUCAGUGUGGUUUACCCGGAAAGGAAUCCGUAUUUGGGCGUGGAAGUUAUCUGGCCUAUUUUGAAAAGAGUUGUUUACUGUUUAAUAGAGAAAGACGACCUCCAAAUGGUGUUUUCCGUCGAACUGUGUCUUCUGUCCCGCGUGAUACUGCUGUCGACAGAUCUCUUCUACAAAGCAGUGCAAGAAGCGGCUAAGAGUCUUCCGGAAUACGAUUCGGAUCCUGUUAAAGUGUUGAAUAAAUUACUUCAUGUUUGGACUGAAAAAAUGAACUGUAUCAUGAAGGUUGAGAGGUGGAAAGUCGUCGGUUUAGGUUUAGCUGCCUUAUUGACAACGCAGAACUCCACAGUAUUACAACUAUUUCCUGCAAUUCUUCUCAAUUUAGCUGAAGUCUUAAAUGAUGUUAUGAAAAUGGAAGAUGGCGGCACUUAUGUCGACGGUCUACUCGCACCGCCUGGUUCUCGGCCUGCGUCUCCGUUAGAAGGGCGCGGGGGUGCGGCUCGAUGGGAAGGAGGGGAGGAAGCGGCAGUGAGUAAUGUGCGCACGCCACAUGAGACUCGGAGGCGCAGGCUUGCAGCCGCGCAUCCCGCGCAUGCGCUGGACUUACGCGCAGUGAUACACCAUCAGCUACAAACAUUGAAAAACCAAGUUGGUCCAGAAGCAUAUGAGCGUCUUCUGCAAUCUACGCACAAGGACAUACUGAAACAGCUUCGAGAGUACAUACCAUUAUAAACUCCUAUAAACUUUCCUUUCUUUAUAAUCUACUAAAGGACUACAUUUUACGGGUCAUUACAAUACAAUAAUACGUUAAAACAUACAUACGUUACAAUUACGUACUAAAAAAUUGUUAUCUGUAAAGUCGGUUUACGGACGUUAGUUUAACGUGACAACGUCUUAAAAUUAUUGCAUACUUUAGUCUUCGAGUGGAAGAGAGAAGCGUACAAUAAGCGUAACGGGACAAUGCGUCUGAUUUUUCGUACGAGCAGAAGGCAUUUAUCGAUUUAUUAGACGUUGUCACGUCAAAAUGUUCCGUAAAUAGAAUACAUAUAAGAAAAGACCGUGCGUAAGCAUUUUCUUAAUAACUUCAGAAUUAUUGUUGUCCUAAAUGUUUUGACUUCAAUAUAUUUUACAUAUUGUAUAUCCCCACCAUUGGUCACGGUUUUAAUUGUUAUUUAAAUUUUUGUUACUUGUAUUGAAUAAAGACAUUUUUUAAUGGGUUGUCGUAACUAAGAUUUUCUAGUUGUUACAAAAUUGUCAGCAUGAACCCAUUUUUGCGACUUUAAUGGAAUUAUAAUUUUUUUAACUAUU
Molecule: messenger RNA, 3876 nt
Organism: Pieris brassicae (large cabbage white)
Lineage: Eukaryota; Metazoa; Arthropoda; Insecta; Lepidoptera; Pieridae
Gene: Impbeta11
Product: importin-11
Exons: 17
Coding region: 286-3300 (1004 amino acids)
Biological process (GO): protein import into nucleus
Cellular component (GO): cytosol; nuclear envelope
Molecular function (GO): small GTPase binding
Source: RefSeq, a predicted model, not a curated record